Brienomyrus brachyistius is the source of this 2143-nucleotide messenger RNA. RefSeq names its product PR domain zinc finger protein 8-like. The record is from RefSeq and is a predicted model, not a curated record. Lineage: Eukaryota; Metazoa; Chordata; Actinopteri; Osteoglossiformes; Mormyridae. Gene Ontology annotation, cellular component: nucleus. Gene Ontology annotation, molecular function: protein binding. Bases 332 to 2029 code for a protein of 565 amino acids. The transcript has 5 exons. Gene Ontology annotation, biological process: regulation of DNA-templated transcription.
UGACGCGCCUCAUUGGGCAAAUGAUGCGAAGCUAACAAAAAGUGUGUAUCUGUGUGCCAGGCAGCCAGUACGCCGAGUCCAUCUGUACUGUCUUGCGUCCCAUAACGAAUGGACGAUCGUAGGCGCUGUCAUUUCCAGCUCGCAAGAUGUACUGAGUAAACGGAUAGAAAAAAACGAUCCGAUCUAGCUUUUCAGGCAUAUCAUUCAAACACUGCGGAUUGUAUUGCUUUCAACAAAACGUGAUAUUGCGACCUUUCUACGAAAGAAGGAAAAAAGAAGAACAUGUACAACUUUUAUUAUGUCGAACCGCCAAAUACAUUAGGAGGCAAUAAUGGAGGAAUCCACAACACAGAAACUGGUGUGGGAUGGAGAUGCCAAGGUAGUCCAGCAGUGUCUCACGGAUAUUUUAACCAGCGUGUACACGACUUGCGACGUGCCCGAAAAUGCCAUUUUUGGACCUUGCGUUUUGAGCCACACUUCGUUGUACGACAGUAUCGCUUUUAUUGCGCUCAAAUCUACAGACAAGCGAACUGCGCCUUACAUUUUUAGGGUGGACACUUCGACAGCCAGCUGCCCCUCCGAUGGUCUCAUGUGGUUACGGUUGGUCCAGUCUGCCAGGGAUAAGGAGGAGCAAAACCUAGAGGCCUACGUGAAGAACGGUCAGCUGUUCUAUAGAUCCCUGAAGCGAAUUGAGAAAGAUGAGGAGUUACUGGUUUGGUAUGGGAAAGACCUGAUCAAUCUCCUGCUGCUCAGUUUUAGCAGAGCUCAAGCAAAGAACAAAGGAUCGCCUCCAUUUGUGUGCGCAGAUUGCAACCAGCGAUUCCAGUUUGAGUUUCCCUUUCUGGCUCAUCUAAGAUUUUGUUGCACCAAAAGACUACAAAGCAUCCACAGCCUAAAUGAGGACUCCAAACAUAAUUGUGAGCAAGCUAACAUGGCUCUUGCAAGGUCGAACCCCAAGUUGGCCAGGUCGGAGGUCUCCAUUACCUCACAGGAUGGUAAACCUUCCAUGGACUUCCACAACUUAGCCAGGGAUCUUGAAAACAACAGGACCAGUCCGACACACGAUAAAGAUGCCGAAAUUAGGAGCGAGAGCAACAACAAGAGGAAAUUUUCUGAUGUAGAGGAGAACAGGAAUGGAAGCUUGUCGCAGCCUUUCAAGUCAAAGGAAGAUUUAGUGAACUCGGCACAACAGUACCUAGGGGCAUAUGCUUUGGAAGGGAACAGACAGGCAUUUUCUCACUCCAACCUUGAAACUCCUGAAGGCAAAAGGAGUGCUUUCACCGAGGUCAAGAAGGCACUGCAGACCCUAAAACACAGUGCGAAAAACCUGAGCUCCAACACCGAAAACAAGGGCAGUGGAAGGCCAAGCAGUGGCCCGUCGGAAAAGCAGCUGAACAUGAGGCAGGUCCUGAUGGAGACGCAGCCGCAGUGCCGCAUGGAGAGCUCCUCACUGGCCAGUGCCUUUACCUCGGUGUCUCAGCCCAUCGGAAGCUCGGAGAGGAAGAGUGCUUUCAGCCAGCCAGCCCGAUCCUUCUCGCAGUUAUCGCCCCUGGUCAUGACACCGAAGCUUCUCCCCCCUGUGGACUGUCACCCAAGCAUUCAGGACACCAUCUCCUCCAACAGACUCUACCAGCCUGAACACCUGACUGCUAAGCUCCAGAGCUCUGAGCUAGGCAGCAAUUGUCCGGUUCCAGCUGGUAUCCCCAAACAGAGCCCCUUUCUUUAUGCAACAGCGUUUUGGCCAAAGACCUCUGGACCUAUCCAGUUGCAGAUGACUUCUGCUCUCACUCUCCUCCCACCCUCCUUCACCUCGCUCUGCCUCCCUGCCCAGAACUGGUGUGCCAAAUGUAACGCUUCUUUCCGCAUGACCUCUGACCUGGUUUACCACAUGAGGUCCCAUCACAAAAAAGAAUACGCCUUGGAGCCCUUGAUAAAGCGACGACGAGAGGAGAAGCUGAAGUGUCCCAUCUGCAACGAGUCGUUCAGGGAGCGUCACCACCUCUCGCGACACAUGACGUCUCACAACUAGCUUUUUUUGUGGAAAUGCUCAUUCGGUGACAUUAUUCGCGGCUACUAUCAAAAUGGGAUUAUUGUUUAAAUGGAGUCACAGUAUUUUCUUCAUUUCAAACGGAUAUUGGGUUCC